AUGAAUAACGUAGAAUCCCAAAUGGAGAAUGGACUCUUAGUUGUCCGAGAGAUUAAACCCAAACAGCGUUUCUGCCACUGGCUCGGAAUCUGCUCCUUCGUCCUCUUAUUGGUGGCCACCGUCAUCUUGGCCCUUCUGCAUUUCGAGAUUAUCCCAAGACCUGCAAAGAAGGUGUGUGUCGCUUAGGAUGGCAUGAUGGGUGUGGGAGGGCAGGCAGUGGCAUUUCUUAAAUACAGCUGAAGGCUUGGAGCAGCAUGCCCAGUGCAGGCAACAGUCAGGGGCAGUGUCACCAAGUGUCACUGAACACUGAGCAACUAAAUAGUGACUAUACAGCUGUUGCAGACUACAUUGCCCACAAUGCACAGCUGAAGUGCAAACAUUUAACCAUUGCUUUGCUGUGUUGUAGUCAUGAAUGCCAGAGCUGUUGUUUAGUAAUGAAUAUGUUAUUGUGCUUUGGCCAAACAGGUUUGUUAAGUUUUAAUUUUAAGUCAUAUUCCCAAUACUGCAAAGAUAAUUACUUACGGUUAGAACGAUGAGUGUGUUUAAGUGGGUGUGUUUGUGUGUGAGAGAGUGUGCAUUUUAAGCACAAAUGAUUGUUUUGUUUUUACAGUAAACCUCCUGUAGCUAAUUGACCGACUCUCUUUUUUUUCAGAAUGAAUUUGAAAUGCCAGAGUUUGUGGGCAUCAAGACAUUUUUAGGUAAGUUUAACUGAGCUUAAAUGUCACUGUUUGCUAUUGUUUGUUACUGUAUCAGGGUUAUAGAGAGGGAAUGGGGACAUACGGUUUAAUACUGAGGAUCUUACACUCACUUCUCAAUUCCUCUUUGUUUUUUUAGAUUCUGUUCCACAAGAAGCUGAGGCACAGACAAGAGUGGCAAACAAGCUGGCCGCCCAUUUGACCGGUAAGAAAAAUAAUUUUCAAAGAUUUGCUCAUUCAUUGAAUUUUUAUUUGCAUCUUUUCUCAACUUGCAGUCUCUUUCCCUUUGCUCACUUCUUUGUUUCCAUAUUUUACAGGUGUUAGAAGCAAAAAUGAGAUCUCCUGGAAAGGGGAGUCCCAAAAUUCCUUUUUGGAGAAUGAGAUGAAGCUUAAAAAUAAUGCCCUGGUAAUUCCAAAGGAUGGGCUGUACUUCGUAUACACACAAGUCAUCUUCACCGGCUUAUCUUGCGUAGACACAAAUGCUAUCCAGCUGACACACAAAGUCAAUAAAUACAGUGACUCAGAAGGAGACGCUUCGCCCAUUCUCACAUCAACUAAAACAGCCUGUGAGGUACAAUCUAAAUCCGCUUGGUUCCAUCCUAUAUACCAAGGUGGAAUUUUUCAGCUUGACAAAGGAGACGUGCUCUCCACUUCAACCACCGACAUUAAAUAUGUUGAUACAAAUAAUGGGAAGACCUACUUUGGUAUUUUGGCUAUAUAAGAAGAUACAAGGUUUGAAUACACCAGCCAAUGUUUCAUCAUGGUCAGCGGCAUUUGAAAAUACAGGAAAUGGCAAGCCUGGUUCUAGAAGGUUGACGUGGUAGAUGUCAACAAUACGUCUUGGACUUACAAAGCUCUAAAACUGUAGUUUAUAGCUAUUUUCCAUAAUAUUUAUGGGAAUUACAACUUCUACAUCCUCGAUGAUCUACUUAGAAAGCAAAGCUGGUGGAAGGUUUGCCAUAGUAUUUUUUCGAUGGAUCGGUUAUCGGAUGCCCAAAGAUCACACACAUGGACAUCCAGAUUGGAACGUCUUGGAAUCUUGCCCUUACAAUCACAACCAUGACUUUGAUUCAUUUUUUUUUACUAUUUAUUUUAUUUUAUUUCAGAUCUGUUACAAAAUCCUCUCUUAUUUUGAACGAUAUAUGCUUUUAAUAUGUAUUUAUUUAUUUAUUUAUAUUGUUAUUUAUUUAAAUAUUGUUAUUAUGUAACAUGUAGGAAUGUAUUCUUAUUCUAUUUUUUUUAUUUAUAUGUGAGCAGAGGGAGUCUUACGUUUGCAUACAAUGUAUGCUUUUGUUAAUCUUCAUUUUGAAGAGUGGAGAGUAUGCAACCAUUUCAAACUGUUAAAAUGUCAUAUGGAGGUGUGUUCAAUAACACAUUUCCCAUUCACCCUAGCGGAAACAAUAAAAAUACAAUGGGCAUUAUUCUCAAACAGGAUUAUUCAUUAAGGUGAGAAUUCAAAGAGAAUUUCAAAUUCAUGGUAAAAAAUAGACAGACUGGAAUAACUCUCAAAUAUGUCAAAUAUGCUUGCAGUUCAUCUACCUUGGCCUUAAAUUUAAAUUCACUUUGAAUUUCCAGUUUAGAGAAUAAGACUGAGAGAGUCAAAUACUAGCUGGGGAUGAUGGGAAUUGGAGUGCACUUUCUUGGUCUUAACAUUUUUUUCACUCUUGAAAUAGUCUUUACAAAAAUAAUUCUUUAGAAUUACUAAUUAAUCUCUCAUGAGAUGAGACGAACUAACAAUGAAAGUCCUGCCUCGAAAUUAUGUUGUCAAAUAACACUAGGAGACUCCGUGACCUCUGCUAAUGACCUUGGAACUCAGGGCUUAAAUGUCCUCUCUGUUUUUGGAAUGUAUUUAAAUUUGAAUGUAUUUGAUUUAAUCUCUUAAUGUUAAACCGUUAAACCUCCUAUGGGGGGAAUUAGAUUGGGAAACGGAAAAAUGUUCUCACGUGUAUGUAUUUUAUCAUACAGAUAUAAUAAAUUAUAAAAUUACAUUUUUUUGGUGCAUGCGAUUUUUCUUAUUUUAUAUCAUCUAAUCUUGACGUAACUGCAUGUGUUUAAAUACUGCACUAUAGAAGUUCCGAGAUGUUUAGUUUUUUUGAAUGCAACACUAUGCCUACCUAUCUAUGCCUUUUGACUUACCAAAGUUACUUCCCAUUCUAAUCCAUGUAUCCAGUCAUGUGCUCACCGUCUUUUCAUAUCCUGAAAAUAUAUGCAAUGAUGAGACAGCGGAGUGAUUUGUGCUCUUGUUAUCAUAUCUUGAGUACAUGGUCAAGCCUCAUGAAUGCAGGAUGGAUUCCCAGCAUAAUCAUCUCUGCCUUUCAUUCCUCUGACAUAUCUCCCAAGUCCAACUCCCUCUGUCAAUCUUAUCCAUCCGAAUGUCCAUCUUUUCUAGGAGCUCCAUAUUGUUGGUGUGUGUCUUAGUGUAUGACGGAGCUCCACAGCAAUAAUACUCCCAGUAAUGUGUCUGAGUGUAUAACAGAGCUCCACAGCAAUAAUACUCCCAGUAAUGUGUCUGAGUGUAUAACAGAGCUCCACAGCAAUAAUACUCCCAGUAAUGUGUCUGAGUGUAUAACAGAGCUCCACAGCAAUAAUAUUCCCAGUAAUGUGUCUGAGUGUAUAACAGAGCUCCACAGCAAUAAUAUUCCCAGUAAUGUGUCUGAGUGUAUAACAGAGCUCCACAGCAAUAAUAUUCCCAGUAAUGUGUCUGAGUGUAUAACAGAGCUCCACAGCAAUAAUACUCCCAGUAAUGUGUCUGAGUGUAUAACAGAGCUCCACAGCAAUAAUACUCCCAGUAAUGUGUCUGAGUGUAUAACAGAGCUCCACAGCAAUAAUACUCCCAGUAAUGUGUCUGAGUGUAUAACAGAGCCCACAGCAAUAAUACUCCCAGUAAUGUGUCUGAGUGUAUAACAGAGCUCCACAGCAAUAAUACCCCAGUAAUGUGUCUGAGUGUAUAACAGAGCUCCACAGCAAUAAUACUCCCAGUAAUGUGUCUGAGUGUAUAACAGAGCUCCACAGCAAUAAUACCCCCAGUAAUGUGUGUGUGUGUAUCACAGAGCUCUACAGCAAUAAUACUCCCAGUAAUGUGUCUGAGUGUAUGACGGAGAUCCACAGCAAUAAUACUCCCAGUAAUGUGUCUGAGUGUAAAACAGAGCUCCACAGCAAUAAUACUCCCAGUAAUGUGUCUGAGUGUAUAACAGAGCUCCCCAGCAAUAAUACUCCCAGUAAUGUGUCUGAGUGUAUAACGGAGCUCCACAGCAAUAAUACUCCCAGUAAUGUGUCUGAGUGUAUAACAGAGCUCCACAGCAAUAAUAUUCCCAGUAAUGCGUCUCAGUGUAUAACAGAGCCCCACAGCAAUAAUACUCCCAGUAAUGUGUCUGAGUGCAUAACAGAGCUCCACAGCAAUAAUACUCCCAGUAAUGUGUCUGUAUAACAGAGCUCCACAGCAAUAAUACUCCCAGUAAUGUGUCUGAGUGUAUAACAGAGCCACACAGCAAUAAUACUCCCAGUAAUGUGUCUGAGUGUAUAAUAGAGCUCCACAGCAAUAAUACUCCCAGUAAUGUGUCUGAGUGUAUAACAGAGCUCCACAGCAAUAAUACUCCUAGUAAUGUGUCUGAGUGUAUAACAGAGCCCCACAGCAAUAAAACUCCCAGUAAUGUGUCUGAGUGUAUAACAGAGCUCCACAGCAAUAAUACUCCCAGUAAUGUGUCUGAGUGUAAAACAGAGCUCCACAGCAAUAAUACUCCCAGUAAUGUGUCUGAGUGUAUAACAGAGCUCCACAGUAACAAUACUCCCAGUAAUGUGUCUGAGUGUAUAACAGAGCUCCACAGUAACAAUACUCCCAGUAAUGUGUCUGAGUGUAUAACAGAGCUCCACAGCAAUAAUACUCCCAGUAAUGUGUCUGAGUGUAUAACAGAGCUCCACAGCAAUAAUACUCCCAGUAAUGUGAGUGUAUAACAGAGCUCCACAGCAAUAAUACUCCCAGUAAUGUGUCUGAGUGUAUAACAGAGGUGGACAGCAAUAACACUCCCAGUAAUGAUUGAAAUGUCUCAGAACAGCACUGACCCACAUACCUAAAAUUAAAGUGUCCCCUCUUUGUCUAUUUGAGAUGUCUGCAUGUACAUUCUGAGGUUAAUACCAGCAGUACUAUUGAGCUGGGAGACAAUAACAUGUGUUCUCCAAGAUAAAUUUAAGAUUAAAAGCCAAAUGUAUCAAAUGUACCCAGAAAUACUUUGUUGCAACUAUUAUUGGAUACAGAGCAUUCUUUAAUGUCAUUUCAGAUUGUGAUCAUCCUCAAGUUCCCCGGCCUCAUGCUCUCAUUCCCAGCUCCCUUACAACCAAUCAAGCUUUUGUGAUCAGGCCACCGCCCCAUCCCAGCUCCAUUACAACCGAUCAAGCUUCAGUGAUCAUACCACCGCCCCAUCCCAGCUCCCUUACAACCAAUCAAGCUUCAGUGAUCAGGCCACCGCCCCAUCCCAGCUAAAUUACAACCAAUCAAGCUUCAGUGAUCAGGCCACCGCCCCAUCCCAGCUCCCUUACAACCAAUCAAGCUUCAGUGAUCAGGCCACCGCCCUUACAACCAAUCAAGCUUCAGUGAUCAGGCCACCGCCCCAUCCCAGCUCCCUUACAACCAAUCAAGCUUCAGUGAUCAAGCCACCGCCCCAUCCCAGCUCCCUUACAACCAAUCAAGCUUCAGUGAUCAGGCCACCGCCCCAUCCCAGCUCCAUUACAACCAAUCAAGCUUCAGUGAUCAGGCCACCGCCCCAUCCCAGCUCCCUUACAGCCAAUCAAGCUUCAGUGAUUAGGAUCCUUCUCCCUCAGAUCCAUUCCUCCUUGCGAGUUUCGUUUUUUCUGGGUGAAAGCAAAUUGUUUGCCAUCAGGCUUAUCCCAGAGAAUGGGCUGUGGAUCAUUUUCCUACUUAGUUACAGUACUCUUCUCUAUCAUAUAAAUCCAAAUUUCCUUCUUUUAUUUUCUGUUCUCAACUCUUUUAUGCCUUUCUCCAUUCUACAACCACAUGUGUCUGUUUCACUCUGCAUCCCUCCAUCUCUCACAACCUUUCUUCAGGAACUCUUUGAUAACCAUCUCCUUUACCCUGUAUCUCGCGUCCAUCAAAAAUAA
Messenger RNA from Pelobates cultripes (western spadefoot toad), 5807 nucleotides. Lineage: Eukaryota; Metazoa; Chordata; Amphibia; Anura; Pelobatidae. The record is from the annotation of a GenBank genome assembly.